This is a messenger RNA of Carlito syrichta (Philippine tarsier), 2054 nucleotides long. RefSeq names its product muscle associated receptor tyrosine kinase (gene MUSK). NCBI's taxonomy places the organism in Eukaryota, Metazoa, Chordata, Mammalia, Primates, Tarsiidae. Gene Ontology annotation, molecular function: protein binding; protein kinase activity; ATP binding. The annotation marks the transcript as partial. Gene Ontology annotation, cellular component: axon; plasma membrane. Gene Ontology annotation, biological process: protein phosphorylation; cell-cell adhesion; axon guidance. The record is from RefSeq and is a predicted model, not a curated record. The transcript is spliced from 15 exons.
CCCUUUUGUAACAAACUAUGCUUUAAAAUGUAAACGGUGGAGGCAUUUUCCUUGCGUUGUCCAGAAGGAACUUUCUCCUGCGUAGCCUGGAUUAAUCAUGAGAGAGCUUGUCAACAUUCCACUGGUACAUAUUCUUACUCUGGUUGCUUUCAGCGUGACUGAGAAACUUCCAAAAGCUCCUGUCAUCACCACGCCUCUUGAAACAGUGGAUGCCUUAGUUGAAGAAGUGGCUACUUUCAUGUGUGCAGUGGAAUCCUAUCCCCAGCCUGAGAUUUCCUGGACUAGAAAUAAAAUUCUCAUUAAGCUCUUUGACACACGGUACAGCAUUCGGGAGAAUGGGCAGCUUCUCACCAUCCUGAGUGUGGAAGACAGUGAUGAUGGCAUUUACUGCUGCACAGCCAACAAUGGCGUGGGAGGAGCUGCAGAGAGUUGUGGUGCUCUACAAGUGAAGAUGAAACCUAAAAUAACUCGUCCUCCAAUAAAUGUAAAAAUAAUAGAGGGAUUAAAAGCAGUUCUACCAUGUACUACAAUGGGCAAUCCCAAGCCAUCAGUGUCUUGGAUCAAGGGGGACAGCGCCCUCAGGGAAAAUUCCCGCAUUGCAGUUCUUGAAUCUGGGAGUUUGAGGAUUCAUAAUGUGCAAAAGGAAGAUGCAGGACAGUAUCGAUGUGUGGCCAAAAACAGCCUUGGGACAGCAUAUUCCAAACUGGUGAAGUUGGAAGUUGAGGAAGAAAGUGAACCUGAGCAAGAUACUAAAGUUUUUGCCAGAAUCCUGCGGGCUCCUGAAUCCCACAAUGUUACCUUUGGCUCCUUUGUGACCCUGCGCUGUACCGCUACAGGCAUCCCUGUUCCCACCAUUACCUGGAUUGAAAAUGGAAAUGCUGUUUCUUCUGGGUCCAUUCAAGAGAGUGUGAAAGACCGAGUGAUUGACUCAAGACUGCAGCUGUUUAUCACCAAGCCAGGACUCUACACAUGUAUAGCUACUAACAAGCAUGGAGAGAAAUUCAGUACUGCAAAAGCUGCAGCCACUAUCAGUAUAGCAGAAUGGAGUAAACCACAGAAGGAUAACAAAGGCUACUGCGCCCAGUAUAGAGGCGAGGUGUGCAAUGCAGUCCUGACAAAAGAUACUCUUGUUUUUUUCAACACCUCCUAUGAGGACCCUGAGGAGGCCCAAGAGCUACUGGUCCACACCGCCUGGAAUGAACUGAAGGCAGUGAGCUCACUCUGCCGGCCAGCUGCUGAGGCUUUGCUGUGUAACUACAUCUUCCAGGAAUGCAGCCCUGGGGUAGUACCUACUCCUACUCCCAUUUGCAGAGAAUAUUGUUUGGCAGUAAAGGAGCUCUUCUGUGCAAAAGAAUGGCUGGCAAUGGAAGAAAACACCCACAGAGGACUCUACAGAUCUGGGAUGCAUCUGCUUUCCAUGACAGAAUGCAGCAAGCUUCCCAGCAUGCACUGGGACCCCAUGGCCUGCACCAGACUGCCAUAUUUAGAUUAUAAAAAAGAAAACCUAACAACAUUCCCACCAAUGACUUCUUCAAAGCCAAGUGUGGACAUUCCAAAUUUGCCUUCCUCCUCCUCUUCGUCCUUCUCUGUCUCACCGACAUACUCCAUGACUGUAAUAAUCUCCAUCAUGUCCAGCUUUGCCAUAUUUGUGCUUCUUACCAUAAGUACGCUUUAUUGCUGCCGAAGAAGAAAACAAUGGAAAACUAAGAAAAGGGAAUCGGCAGCAGUAACCCUCACCACACUGCCUUCUGAGCUCUUGCUAGACAGACUUCACCCCAACCCCAUGUACCAGAGGAUGCCGCUCCUUCUGAAUCCCAAAUUGCUCAGCCUGGAGUAUCCAAGGAAUAACAUUGAAUAUGUGAGAGAUAUUGGAGAGGGAGCAUUUGGGAGGGUCUUUCAAGCAAGGGCUCCGGGCUUACUUCCCUACGAACCUUUUACAAUGGUGGCAGUAAAGAUGCUCAAAGAAGAAGCCUCAGCAGAUAUGCAAGCAGACUUUCAGAGGGAGGCAGCCCUCAUGGCAGAAUUUGACAACCCUAACAUUGUGAAACUCUUAG